Darwinula stevensoni is the source of this 315-nucleotide messenger RNA. NCBI's taxonomy places the organism in Eukaryota, Metazoa, Arthropoda, Ostracoda, Podocopida, Darwinulidae. The record is from the annotation of a GenBank genome assembly.
AUGCGAUGGUGGCCAUCCCCUAUUUCUCUGAAAGGCGACAAGGAUUUAACGUCGUCUGCCUCGGGGAAAACAGUGCAAGACAAGCCGCCCCCUUUAUGCAAAGAGGAUGGAACCCUCACCCCCGCCGUACCCCAAAAAUCGAAGCAGUGUUAUACCUAUGGAGAUCGUCAAUGGCGUGUGACCAGGGCAAGAAAUGGUGGAACACGACAGUUCUUUCGGAUGCGAGAACUACCGAGGCUGGUGAUGGAACCGAAGCGCAUCAACGGUAGCUGUGGGCACAUUCAUAAAGUAAGCUUUCGAGGAGCGCUUACUUGA